GUAGGAAAAUUAGGCAGCUGGAGGCUGUAGCAACGGAGGAUCCUGGCGUUGUGAUAGAUUCUACAUCUUCAGACCCAGUCCAUAGUGAAGUAAGCGAAACAAAGGACACAUAAGAAAAGGCGUUUAAAGGAAUUUUUUAGUGUCGGAUCCGAAACCAUAUCAGGGGAAGAGACUUGGAGAUUCAGCUCUUUUGGGUGUUCAAGACAGAGAAACGAGGGAAAUGGAGGUCGAACUCAAAGAGCUGCUAGCCGAUCUUCAAUCUCUGAGGCAAUCGCUUCCUAAUCCAUCUCUCCAUGAUUCCCUCGACAAGAUUAAAUCUCGUGUUGAACAUCUCGCUGAUCUCGCAAAGGCUGCACCUGUUCGACGCUCCAAAGUUCAGGAUAUGAGCGCUGAGGUUGUAGACAGCAAUCCUUACAGUCGGCUUAUGGCGCUUCAGAGAAUGGGUAUUGUGGAGAACUAUGAAAGAAUACGGGAAUUCUCCGUUGCCAUUGUUGGAAUAGGGGGUGUUGGGAGUGUAGCAGCUGAGAUGCUAACUAGAUGUGGCAUUGGUCGACUUUUGUUGUAUGAUUAUGACAAAGUGGAACUCGCUAACAUGAAUAGGCUCUUCUUUCGUCCAGAUCAGGUAGGUAUGACAAAGACAGAUGCGGCUGUACAGACACUUUCAGAUAUAAACCCUGAUGUAGUGCUUGAGAGCUAUACACUGAAUAUCACUACAGUCGAAGGUUUUGAUACCUUUAUGUCAAGUUUGAAAAAUAAAUCAUUUCGCCCUGAUAAACAAGGCAGUGGUGUGGACCUUGUGUUGAGUUGCGUGGAUAAUUAUGAAGCCAGAAUGGCUGUUAACCAGGCUUGCAAUGAACUGAGCCAGACAUGGUUGGAGUCAGGCGUGUCUGAGGAUGCUGUGUCCGGUCAUAUUCAGCUCCUUAUUCCUGGUGAAACUGCCUGUUUUGCGUGUGCACCUCCUCUGGUUGUGGCAUCUGGGGUAGAUGAACGCACACUCAAGCGUGAAGGUGUUUGUGCUGCAUCAUUACCUACCACCAUGGGAGUUGUAGCUGGGCUGCUGGUCCAAAACGCACUCAAAUUCUUGCUAGGUUUUGGACAAGUCUCUCCAUAUUUGGGAUAUAAUUCUCUUAAAGAUUUUUUCCCAACCAUGCAAAUGAAGCCAAACCCUCAAUGUUCCAACGGAGCUUGCUUGAAAAGACAGGAAGAGUACACUCUUGCAAAGCCGGCAAGAGAUGCUGCAGCAAAAGCCCAAAAGGAAGCUGAAGCACUUUCAACUGAGGAAUGCCCACUUCAUGAUGACAAUGAAUGGAAUAUAAGUGUGGUUGAUGAUUGUGAACUGGGUGCUCUGGAAGCCAAGAGUUCAGAUGCCCUGCCAGAAGGUCUCGCUCGCGAACUUCCAAGUGCUGAUGAGUUUAAUAAUUUGCCUGCUCCUGGAGGCCCCGUCCCUGACAACGAUGACCUUGAAGCACUCCGAAGGCAACUUGAGGCCAUCAACUCUGCAUAGCACUGCUUAUAGAACUUUUCUUUUUUUGAAUACUUGGAAAUUGUAAACUUUUGGUUUAGAGCCCGGCAAUUAGGUUUAAUUUUUUUUUCAAGGGGGGUUUAUUUCUUUAUAUCCCUUGACAGUUUUGUUGACCUCCUCACCUUGAUUUGUUACUGAGUUAUUUUACUUAAUAUUUGACCAAUGAGAUAAAUAAAGGGGGGUGUUUAGAUGAGU
Messenger RNA from Neltuma alba, 1717 nucleotides. Its product is annotated as ubiquitin-like modifier-activating enzyme 5. Gene Ontology annotation, biological process: protein ufmylation. Gene Ontology annotation, cellular component: cytoplasm; cytosol. The record is from RefSeq and is a predicted model, not a curated record. Lineage: Eukaryota; Viridiplantae; Streptophyta; Magnoliopsida; Fabales; Fabaceae. Gene Ontology annotation, molecular function: UFM1 activating enzyme activity. The transcript has 14 exons. The coding region runs from base 221 to 1504 and encodes 427 amino acids.